AUGGCGGUAUAUGUAAACAGUGUCUACCUCUCCCCUAAGAGGGACAAGUCUAUCAAAGCCCACACUGAAAAACUGGAUGCAGUGACCUAUGAUGAUGUGUGUGUGAACUUCACUCGAGAAGAAAGGACUUUGCUGGAUCCUUCACAGAAGAGUCUCUACAAAGAUGUCAUGCUGGAGACAUACAAGAACCUCACUGCUAUAGGCUACAAUUGGGAAGACCAUAAUAUUGAAGAACAUUGUGAAAGUUCUAGAAGACAUGGAAGGUAA
Apodemus sylvaticus (European woodmouse) is the source of this 267-nucleotide messenger RNA. Its product is annotated as zinc finger protein 431-like. Gene Ontology annotation, biological process: regulation of DNA-templated transcription. The coding region runs from base 1 to 267 and encodes 88 amino acids. The record is from RefSeq and is a predicted model, not a curated record. The transcript has 3 exons. NCBI's taxonomy places the organism in Eukaryota, Metazoa, Chordata, Mammalia, Rodentia, Muridae.